Esox lucius (northern pike) is the source of this 1779-nucleotide messenger RNA. Its product is annotated as zgc:171566. The record is from RefSeq and is a predicted model, not a curated record. Gene Ontology annotation, molecular function: gamma-glutamyl-peptidase activity. Gene Ontology annotation, biological process: tetrahydrofolylpolyglutamate metabolic process. The transcript is spliced from 8 exons. NCBI's taxonomy places the organism in Eukaryota, Metazoa, Chordata, Actinopteri, Esociformes, Esocidae. The coding region runs from base 384 to 1331 and encodes 315 amino acids. Gene Ontology annotation, cellular component: vacuole.
UGCCUAUUUUUGAUAAUAUAAUAUUAUUUAAGACAUUAAUAGUUUCAUCAAGCAACGUUUAAAAUCAACCAAUAAAGCCAUGCAUGUCGCAUGUCCAUAUUAUAUAUAUAUAUACAUCCGCAUAUGCGUCUGAAACUGACAGGCGCACUGCCAUGCGUGUCAUCGCCACGCGUGACAUAGAAUCGGGAGCCGCGAGUCUAAAUACCGUAGAAUCCAGGGAUUAGCGUCACGCAACCGCAGUGGACUACAUCAUUUUCUGCGUUACGAUAGACUCUCAUUAACCAUCAGUACCCACAGCCCUGCUGACCAUUAAGCAAGACAGAAGUAUUCGCGAAUUAUUAGAUUUUUUAUUUUAUGUUGGUGUGGUAAAAUCCCUGAAGUUAAUGAGUUCUACGGUUGCGGUUCUUGCGGUGCUGGCCGCUUGCCUUUGUGGUGUACCUCUACCGGUGGAGAGUUCCCAUCUAAAUUACAGACCCAUCAUUGGAGUCCUUGCUCAGGAAAACAUAGUGGGAGACAUUCAUGCUCAGGGGUCAUCCUACAUUGCUGCCUCCUAUGUGAAAUAUUUGGAAAGUGCUGGAGCCAGGGUGGCACCCAUUAGAACAAACCGAACAGAUGAGGAAUAUGAGAAGAUAUUCAACUCAAUUAACGGGUUGCUGCUUCCAGGAGGAGAUGUAGACCUGCAAACAUCCCAGUACAGUCGACUGUCAAAGAUAUUUUAUGAUCUGGCUAUCAAGGCCAAUGAUGCGUUUGAUUACUUCCCCAUCUGGGGCACCUGUCAAGGCCUCCAACAGAUGACUGUCCUGACCAGCAGCAGGAACCUUCUCACUCUGACUGACACUCGGGCUGUGGCUUUGCCCCUCAUAUUCACCCCAGCUUCACAGAACAGCCGUCUGUUUAAGGCCUUUCCCAAAGACCUGCUCCAGUCUCUGUCAGAAGAAAACAUCACAGCUAACUUUCACAGCUGGAGCCUGUCACUACAGAACUACAGUCGGAAUGCCAAACUGAAACGUUUCUACAAGGUUCUGACGACCAACACAGAUGGAAAGAGAGAGUUUAUUUCCACCAUGGAAGCCAAUCGCUACCCAUUCUAUGCUGUCCAGUGGCACCCUGAGAAGAGUCCCUUUGAGUGGGUUGACAAGUCAGGCAUGGUUCACUCUGCUGCCUCCGUCAGAGCUUCUUUCUAUACUGCACACUUCUUUGUUUCUGAAGCCAUGAAGAACCAUCACAAGUUUUCUUCAGCCCAUGAGGAGGAGAAAGCUCUCAUCUACAACUAUUCUCCUGUCUUCAGAGGUCUAAAUGGUAUAUUUAUGCAAAAUUAUUACUUUGAUUAGAUAUCCAUUUGAUUAUAAUCCAUGUACCUUUGGAAAAAUAUAGAAUGAAAUGUAAAAUCUCUAUUAAAUAUACAUUGGAUUUUGAGCUCUUUGUACAGAAUGUAGAUGUCAAACACGUUUGAAUCAGUGGUUAUUGCAUUUGAUUCAAGUCAUUGCUCUUGAAUGAUUGUUGCUCUUUGUAAAUUAUUUAAUUUUUUAAAUGUGCUGCUGUUUGAUGUUAUGAUGCAUUGUUCUGUAAUGGAAAGAGAAUUCAAAUGUAUUGUCAAAUCUACUGCCUUUCAUGUAAAAACGAACCGGCCUGCAUAAAUGCAGUAAGCAUAGUAUUCAAAAUAAAUCUACUGUAUAAAAUGCAUUAUUAGCACUUUUUAGUGUAAUCACAAGUUGUUUUUUUUAUUGUUUGGUCACCCAUGUGUCAAACUACCAGACAAUACAGUCAGCAUUCAAAUCC